CUCUGUCACUUACUCCUCUGUGUUCUCGUCUACCGUCCACUUGCCAGUUUCGGUAGUGCAAACCCUAGAUUACCAUCAACUCACACUUAUACUACGCUCAACGGCACACAGACACCACCUGCUCAUCCCACCCUCGCACACCAAGUGACCUUGCCAUACACAGUAGUGGCACGCUAUACGUUUCACGGCCCUCCGCGCAGCAGUAUCAACGUUGGCAGCGUUCCCCUGCGCUCACACUGCGCUGUGACCAUGCUCUCAUAUAAUACCCCAGUCGCCGUGAACGGGCAGAGGCCCCCAUCCUCUGGGAGCAUCCCACCCUCGCCGAAGGAUGCCCGGCUGCCGACAGCGACAGCUAUCUCCAACAGUGUCAUGAGCAACGGCACCAUGUCUACAAAUGAGUCCACCAUGAAGCAGCAGCAUAUCUGGCUUGUGACAGGACCCGCGGGGUGUGGGAAGAGCACAGUAGCGAAGCACCUGGCGGAUACGCUCCAGAUGCCAUUCAUCGAAGGCGAUGAGUACCAUCCGCAGGCCAACAUCGAUAAGAUGAGCGCCGGCAUCCCCCUGACGGACGCCGACCGGUGGGACUGGCUGACGGCGCUGCGGGAGGCGUCGAUCCGUGAGCUGGACAAGGGCAGCGACGGCGUGGUUCUGACCUGCUCGGCGCUCAAGCGCAAGUACCGCGAUGUCAUCCGCGUGGCCCCUUACUUCUCGCCAAACCUGCACCUCCACUUCAUCUACCUCGACGCCCCUGAAGAGGUCCUCCUGCAGAGGGUAUCAGCGCGCAAGAACCACUACAUGGGCGCCAAUAUGGUGCACAGCCAGUUUGAGGCUCUCGAGCGGCCCGGUCCAGAAGAAGUCGACGUCAUCACCAUCGAUGUAACUCGGUCCCCCGACGCUGUCAUGGCAGACGCCCUUGGCCAGGCAGUCAAGACGAUGGACCGCGUCAAGCCAGAGGCUCAGCAAUGACCCUAGAGCCAACAAAGUAGAAGGGAGGAGAACGUGGCGUCAUGCGCGAACCGUUCUGUUGCAUCAGAUGAGGAGUUGGUCUUGGGAUUUUCGCUGAUCUCCUAGCACGACGAUUUGUCUGCCUUAUCUAU
Chaetomium strumarium is the source of this 1097-nucleotide messenger RNA. RefSeq names its product P-loop containing nucleoside triphosphate hydrolase protein. The record is from RefSeq and is a predicted model, not a curated record. Gene Ontology annotation, cellular component: cytoplasm. Bases 250 to 966 code for a protein of 238 amino acids. The transcript has 2 exons. NCBI's taxonomy places the organism in Eukaryota, Fungi, Ascomycota, Sordariomycetes, Sordariales, Chaetomiaceae. Gene Ontology annotation, molecular function: gluconokinase activity.